Molecule: messenger RNA, 948 nt
Organism: Paramecium octaurelia
Lineage: Eukaryota; Ciliophora; Oligohymenophorea; Peniculida; Parameciidae
Source: the annotation of a GenBank genome assembly
AUGAAUAAUUACAAUAAAUCAGCCAAGCAGAGAAUAGAAAUAGACAUUCUCAAAUAAUAUUAUUCGGAAUCCUAAGCCUAAUUCACUCGAGACUUGGAUGCGAUGCAAUUGAUGUUAAAUAAAUCGGAGAGAGAAAAACAAGAGGCAUCCAAGAGGAUUCAAUUAAUAAGUCGCAACUUCACUUCAUCUAACGAUUAUCAAAUAACUUAGGAGAACAACACAUUAUUUAAAACAGCUAAAUAUGCAUUAACUGGCUAUGAGCCCUAAUCGUUAAAUUAAGAAUCCUCAUACUAUUUUUAAUAAGAACUGCCAUACACCACCACGAAAGUGCACGAAACGAAGAAGGAACCUACUGUCUAAACUGUAAUAGUCAAAAAUUCAAAAGGGUUGCAAGAUGAAUCAAAAAUCUAUUUCCAGGAGGAGAACAAUAUGCACUCCCAGAGCAUCAUCAACAUAAUGAAUGAUCUGGAUUAUCAUAGAAGAGUGCAUACCGGUCAAGAUAGGGUUUCUGAGAUGGAAUCAAUUAAGCCUAAGCCUUAUAAGACUGAAGGUUAAUCAGCGUCGGUUUCGUUUACUAGAGAGUUAUAAAAGAAUGAACCAUUACUAUUGGAAUAAUAAUAUGAGCCAAUCCAUCAUAUUGAGUUUAAUAGGCAGGAAUAGAUGUAGGAAGAUAAGAUUGAUCUCUAAAUCGAUGAUUUAUUGGAGGAAAUUUAGGGAUUGGUUGGUAAUGCAUCUAAGAAUCCAGAAUAAACAUUGGUGUCUUCUAAAUUGAAAGAGCAGACUGAGAGAAACAAAAUAGCAUUGGUUGUAGAUAGAGGAGAGAAUUUCCAGCCAGUUACUUUAGUGAAUACUCAGAUCAUUUUGCAAGAUUCCAAAGUUCUGAACAGUAGAGUGAAAGAUGAGAACUUGGAAAAUCUAGAUAAAUUGAUCUCAGAAUUAUGUAGUUGA